CAGAAACUACACAAUGUGAAUAUCUUGGGCUAUAUCCUUCUGGUAUUUUAGUUUUUUCUUUAAUGAGCAGCUUGGGGGGUUGGCAAACAUAGGGUCACACUAAACGCACUGUCUUGAAACCUACUUCUCGCUCUGGCACGUUUUUGAUGUGACCUGUGAUGACAUCUCUACACGUGUGGACAGAGGACACAGAAAAAUAGCCACUUCGUUUAGUUCCCCGAGGGACCCUGAGGAGCUGGGGGCCCUCUAUGGGUUUCUCUUUUCCUUGUGAUAAAAUUAUGGAACGUCUUCCUCGCCUCGCCUUUGUGCCCACCCCCCGCCGUGGUCCCAGCGGCAGCAAGCCCGAUCCUGCAUGUUCCCAGCACCCAGGGGACCAGCACCUGGUCGCAUGUACCCACUGCGGUCACCCGGCCGGGUGGCUCCCUGGUGCCUGUCCACAGCUCAGAUGCUGGCAGGCUGCCUGCACCCCCGCCGCCUGGACCCAGGGCUGCCCGCAGCCUGUCUGCCAGCUCACCACCCUGUCUAUCCCCUUUGCAGGCUCCCACCCCGCGAUUGCAGGGGGAACUGCUGCGGAGCUGACCCCGCACAGAAAACCAUCAGGGUGACCUUGAGCCGCAAAACUGCUGUCCGCGUGGACCGGGGCUGACAUUGCACGUCCGUCUGCCAGGACCCCUGCGUCCAAACUCCGAGACAUGGCGACCAACGGCAGCAAGCUGGCCGACGGGCAGAUCUCCACAGAGGUCAGCGAGGUCCCUGUGGCCAAUGACAAGCCCAAAACCCUGGUGGUCAAGGUGCAGAAAAAGGCGGCAGACCUCCCGGACCGGGACACGUGGAAGGGCCGCUUCGACUUCCUCAUGUCCUGCGUGGGCUACGCCAUCGGCCUGGGCAAUGUCUGGAGGUUCCCGUAUCUCUGCGGGAAAAAUGGUGGUGGGGCCUUCCUGAUCCCCUACUUCCUGACGCUCAUCUUCGCGGGGGUCCCCCUCUUCCUGUUGGAGUGCUCCCUGGGCCAGUACACGUCCAUUGGGGGCCUGGGGGUGUGGAAGCUGGCCCCCAUGUUCAAGGGUGUGGGCCUGGCCGCGGCGGUGCUGUCCUUCUGGCUGAACGUCUACUACAUCGUCAUCAUCUCCUGGGCCAUCUACUACCUGUACAACUCCUUCACCACGACGCUGCCGUGGAAGCAGUGUGGCAACUCCUGGAACACAGACCGCUGCUUCUCCAACUACAGCGCCAUCAACACCACCAACAUGACCAGUGCCGUGGUGGAGUUCUGGGAGCGCAACAUGCAUCAGAUGACAGACGGGCUGGAUAAGCCAGGUCAGAUCCGCUGGCCCCUGGCCAUCACCCUGGCCAUUGCCUGGAUCCUGGUGUAUUUCUGCAUCUGGAAGGGUGUUGGCUGGACUGGAAAGGUGGUCUACUUCUCCGCCACCUAUCCCUACAUCAUGCUGAUCAUCCUGUUCUUCCGUGGAGUGACGCUGCCCGGAGCCAAGGAAGGCAUCCUCUUUUACAUUACGCCCAACUUCCGCAAGCUGUCGGACUCCGAGGUGUGGCUGGAUGCAGCCACCCAGAUCUUCUUCUCCUACGGACUGGGCCUGGGAUCCCUGAUAGCUCUCGGGAGCUACAACUCUUUCCACAACAACGUCUACAGGGACUCCAUCAUCGUUUGCUGCAUCAACUCCUGCACCAGCAUGUUCGCGGGAUUCGUGAUCUUCUCCAUCGUGGGCUUCAUGGCCCACGUCACCAAGAGGUCCAUUGCUGACGUGGCGGCCUCAGGCCCCGGCCUGGCGUUCCUGGCGUACCCGGAGGCCGUCACCCAGUUGCCCAUCUCCCCCCUCUGGGCCAUCCUCUUCUUCUCCAUGCUGCUCAUGCUGGGCAUUGACAGCCAGUUCUGCACGGUGGAGGGCUUCAUCACCGCACUGGUGGACGAGUACCCCAGGCUGCUCCGCAACCGCCGGGAGCUGUUCAUUGCCGCCGUCUGCCUCGUCUCCUACCUGAUCGGCCUGUCCAACAUCACCCAGGGGGGCAUUUAUGUCUUCAAACUCUUCGAUUACUACUCGGCCAGCGGCAUGAGCCUGCUGUUCCUCGUGUUCUUUGAAUGUGUCUCCAUUUCCUGGUUUUACGGCGUCAACCGGUUCUAUGACAACAUCCAAGAGAUGGUCGGCUCCAGGCCCUGCAUCUGGUGGAAGCUCUGUUGGUCCUUCUUCACCCCCAUCAUUGUGGCGGGCGUGUUCAUUUUCAGCGCCGUGCAGAUGACCCCUCUCACCAUGGGGAGCUACGUCUUCCCCAAGUGGGGCCAGGGCGUGGGCUGGCUCAUGGCUCUGUCUUCCAUGGUUCUCAUCCCCGGAUACAUGGCCUACAUGUUCCUCACCUUAAAGGGCUCCCUGAAGCAGCGGAUCCAGGUUAUGAUCCAGCCAAGUGAAGACAUUGUGCGCCCGGAGAACGGUCCGGAGCAGUCCCAGGCCAGCGGCUCAGCCAGCAAGGAGGCCUAUAUCUAGGGGUGCGGGGCGGCUCGCCCACCCACGCUCUCACCCCCCACCCCGGCUGCACGUGACCACCACUUGAAGUCUGAAGAUACCGUCUAUCUCAACCUACCUCGAGUGGAGAGUCCAGACAGCAUCGCCAGGCAAAGAGAGGGAGGUGGGGACAGUCACACCCCCGGGGGUGGGGGGCUCCCGCCGUGGGAGGAGUAGAUGCUCGCGGGCUGGUGACCUUUGUAACCCGGCCUCCCCCCUCCCCCGUCAGCAUCGGCUACACGGGCCGCUGUAAUAGAUCUUUUUUACUACCCCGCCGGCCAGGGAGAGGCGGCGAGACCGUGCGCUCCUGGCUUUUAGUUUUAAUUUCCGACUGUUCUCUUACUGCCGAAACCCAUGACUGUUAUCUCCGGCUUGGCAGGAGUUGGGUUCUGCCGGGAAUGCUGCUCUGCGCGCGUGAAAAGGGUAUUUUCUGUAUAAUGGGCAUUUCCAGGGAGAGCUCACCUUUAAUAAGAGCAGGGAGCCAGCGCUUUCGUGUUGUUUUUCUCCUUCCCGAGGCAGCUUGACACCCCCGCCCACCCCCGCAGGUCCGUCAGCAUUCCCAGAGCUGCUUUCUCAAGCAGUCGAUCCAGUAACCUGUUUCCCUUCCACCCAACUGAACGGGCAUCUCUGCACUGUUUGCCUACUUCCCCGCUCACCCCUCUCCCAACCCACCCCACUCCACACUCCUCGCCAGGCCAUUCUGAGGGCGCCUGGCCCAGCAGCAGUCCUUCCAGACAAAGCCCCUGCUCCUCGGAAAACCGCUGCAAAGCACAAUUGAUUUUUUUAACCACCAUUGGCGGUGGAGGGGCUCUGAUCCCGCCGGGGAAGUUCCCUAACCAGGAGCCCUUUUCUUAGGCCAGCCUGCUUUGCAGGGCACAGAACCGUCCAUGGGAAGUGAAGGUGAGGCCCUGUGCUUGACUGCAAAGUGGAUCGAGUGGUUUGAACUGUCUCCUUCUUGAACCGUCUCACCCCUUACAGCCACCCCAGUCACGCCUGCUGCCCUCUCCCCUCCUCUGAAAUUCCCCAGUGGGCAUCUCCUCGCUGCCACUAAAACCCACCAGCCCAGUAACCAAGGGGCUGGUGUUAAUCCAGACCCCCUCCCCAAGUGCUUCCGAGAUUAAAACUGCUUCAUCGGGAGGUGGUGUGUAUGCAUUUCCAGAACUGGGCUCCAAGGUGGUGAUGGUGGUGGCGAUGGUGGCAGAUCCAGUGAAGAGUUUCUUGCAAGCUCCAGCAACUCAGCAGUUUCUCCUUUGCUGGGAACGUGGGUCCCCAUGUAGCAAGUCGUACGUUGUGCCCUGUACUCCUUAGCUAGUUAAACUCACGAGCUGUGUUUUACAACUAAUCCUUAAUAACUAUGGUAAAUAACUGUGACUGUGGGUUUUUUAAAAUCUGUCAUCCUCAUCCAGAAGUGACCAGCAUACCAGUUCUUGCAAUAAGGUAUUACCCUCAGAAUAUUAAGCACAUUCUUGUAGAAAAAAUGUUCGUGUAUGCAUAGAAACGCACACAUACGUACAUUCAUCCUCGCGUGUGGUACCUAGGGUCUCAUCUGAUAUUGUGUAGGAAAUCCACAAGCUUUUCCUGAAGUCAUCUGUAAAAUAGUCUCAUCACUAAGGCAUCCCAAAUGCCAACUGGUGAAUCCAGGAUCCACAUGCAUAUGUAUCGUUACAUUAUAGGGUUUAGAACAAAAGGAACCCUUCUCUGUGUCUCAUGGUCCCGCCCCCUCAGCCUUGGCGUGAAUUCCUUUAAAAUAAGGGCAGGAAGACUUCUAACUUUCUCUUUGUUCUUCAUUCUGAAACUAAGAACAAGUCUUUCAAAGACAAAUGCAGUGUAUUUAAUAAUGUUUGUAAGCAAAUCUAAGUGAGAUGUUUGGCAAGAAAUCCCUUAACUGAUUUCCAUCCAAACCUACAUAUAUAGCACAAUAUUAUGUGUCGUACAAUUACUGUGAGAACUGUGAAUAUGUGUAACUUUUUUUAGUAUUUGCCCUGGGGAGGGAAAGAUAUUGUAUUAUCAUAUAUGCUUUUUUUUUGCAAUAAGGGUUUAUUCUCAGAACACCAAGUAAAUCUAUCUCUAUAUUAAAAAAUAUAUGUAAUAUAUACAUAUUCAAACUAUAUACAGAGCCUGUUUUAAAAAAAAUUACAGUAUUUAGUAAAAUGAUCUGUUCUAUGGACCAAAUGUAAAAUAUUUAUAAAUGAAGAUGCAUUUUAAAUGUCUAUAAAUGGUGUUAUAACUAGAGCACGGGCGUUAUGUACGUUUCUAAGAAUAUAGAGGAAAAAAUAAUAAAGGUUCUAUGAUAUACAA
Molecule: messenger RNA, 4808 nt
Organism: Capra hircus (goat)
Lineage: Eukaryota; Metazoa; Chordata; Mammalia; Artiodactyla; Bovidae
Gene: SLC6A1
Product: solute carrier family 6 member 1
Exons: 15
Coding region: 693-2492 (599 amino acids)
Biological process (GO): neurotransmitter transport; sodium ion transmembrane transport
Cellular component (GO): axon; cell surface; plasma membrane
Molecular function (GO): gamma-aminobutyric acid:sodium:chloride symporter activity
Source: RefSeq, a predicted model, not a curated record